Bipolaris oryzae ATCC 44560 is the source of this 2853-nucleotide messenger RNA. RefSeq lists its product as uncharacterized. Gene Ontology annotation, molecular function: Hsp90 protein binding; telomeric repeat DNA binding. The transcript is spliced from 4 exons. Lineage: Eukaryota; Fungi; Ascomycota; Dothideomycetes; Pleosporales; Pleosporaceae. Gene Ontology annotation, biological process: telomere maintenance via telomerase; protein stabilization. The record is from RefSeq and is a predicted model, not a curated record. Bases 1 to 2853 code for a protein of 950 amino acids. Gene Ontology annotation, cellular component: cytosol.
AUGGCUGAUCUCUUAACGGCGGUUUCUACUAGCAAGAUCAACAGUAGCGAGCCUUUCAUCCAAGAAGUUGGGAGCCUAAAUGCACAAGAUGAUGCAGUGACCAUCGACUCUGCAGAAUCAGCACUGAAAGCGUUGAAAAAUCAGCCUAGUCGGACAGUCGUAAACAGUGUACUGGAUCACCUCACUACAGAAGGGUUUAGCCUCUUACUUCCGGACCCACUCAAUGCAAGCAUCGCACAUCAGCUUGUGAACGAUACCAUUCCCAACUACUGGAGAUUAAUCAAAGGACAAAAAGAAUCAAAGAAGAUUGGAAAAAUUCUUCGAAAUCCAACGAGUCUGGGACAUAUUGUCACAAGACUACGGUCGCUCAUUGCGGAUAGUCGUCAGAAAAAGAAACCCGGAGAAGAGCGGAAUACAACCGAACACAUCUUAGAUGCGCUAGAGGUCUUAGAUCUGACACUACGUGGCAAUGAGACGUCUUUUCUCAUAUUGCAAGAAGUUCUGCUGUUCGGCAAGAACGCCAUACAGAAGAAGCUUAUAUGGAAAGAGUAUCUUGCCCAAGUAAUAUCGGGACGUCUACUUUCGAUUGCAGCAGAGGCUGAGGAUGUUCUGAAGAAAAACAAUGACGUACCAAGAGUCUCCAUCUGGCUUGCAGAAGGCAAGGAGUACGCAGAAUGGCUAGGCCGGAACACAGCUGUUUUGCUAGAGCGCGGGUCCGAAAGCGAUGAUCACCUCACUGCUACCGCAGAACUCUGCUCUAAGGCCUUGGGGUUAGGCUACACAGAUCAAAUUGUGAGCUCGCUACUUCUGACAAUAACCAGCGAUGCUCGCGUUGAGCAUCUCGUGCGUUUGUUGUCGCACAUGAAGACCUUUGAGCAGCGCAAGUACAUGAAUGCAAUCAUCACAUUUGUGGCCAAGCAGUAUUUCUCAAACAAAGUCGUCAGCAAAGACUCGCCGAUUGCAUCCUCUCCUGUUAUAGAGGCUGCUGCUGGUUUGUUUCAUGGUCUAAUUAAAGAUAACGAUGUCCUCAAAGAACACCUUAUCUCAACACUUACAAGAUCAACAAUACCCGUACUAGAUGAUUCGCUGUCAGCUCGGCGAAGUGUCGUAGCUGCUUUGUCGAAAGAUCAUGACAAGUUACAUACCCUUUUGGAAAAUCUAAUCAAACUCUUUGGAGAUUCAGUCUAUAUUAGGCAUACCCCAGUAUUGCAACAAGAAGCUCUUGCUCAAACUUUGGCACUAUGUAGUGGCUAUGUCAAGCGUUCAGAACCUAUGUUUCUUACCAUGAUGGCAAAGUCGUCUCAUCAUGUCAACGGAAUGUCAAACCGCAUCGGCGCUGCGUCUGCGCGAGCCCGUUUCUUAGGAAUAUCUGUCGGUAUUGCUAUCUCCAAGAUGGUAGAUAAACCUGAGUUGCAACUGAAGAUUGAGCUGGAGGGUGCAGAAGCUGAAGAAGCAAGCUGGUAUGAGCGGCUCACCAACAUCGACGACAAAGUUGGAAAUGCUACAGACCUCAAGACCCAGCAGAGCAGCGCAGUCUUAGUGAAGAAGACGCAUCCGAAACCGAAAUCACUUCCCAAGACCUUAAAAUCUCCAGCGAUAACCGAAAUACAAGGACCACGGGUCAUUGAAAUCAUGUCUGAUUCGGAAGACGAGGAUGCAGAUUUGAUAAUGUACGAUAAACCAGAUUCUGACCCGGAGGACGACACAGAUGAUCCUACAGCCAUCAACCGCAAUAAACCCACAGCGCCCGUCUACAUACGGGAUCUUAUCGCUGGCCUUCGCGACCAAGAAAAUUAUGACCGACACGAGCUCGCUUUAGCCACGGCUGCAUCUCUGAUCCGUCGCAAAGCAAAUUUUGGAACUGAAGUGACUGAUCAUCUGGAGGAACUUGCUACAAUACUUACAAGUCUGCAAGAUAAUUCAGAGCUAGAAGAGUUUGCGCAACAAAGACAGCAAGCUCUAAUUGCUGUCCUGCUUGCCAAACCAGCGCAGAUGGCGCAGUGGUUUGCCCGGUCUUUCUUCUCUGGCGACUACAGUCUGCAACAACGCAUAGCUAUGCUCACGACCCUUGGUAUUGGAGCGCGCGAGCUGGCAGGAAUGAAAGAUGCUUCAACCGAUGACAUGAUACCCGCAAAACCAGACUUUCCUAGCAAGCAGCUUCCGCCAAAUCUCCACGGCAUGUAUGCGGAAGACAAAAAUGGGCCAUCAGUAGCGAAGAUAUCGAGCCAUAUGGCACGUGAAAUGCUUUCCCCAAUUGCAUCACAAGCAGCCGACCAACUCAGUGGGCCCAACAUCCUCAAAGUACGAACCUUUUCUUCGCGUAUGGAGGUAGAAAAGAAGCGACAUAAGCCGAUUCCGAAUGCUCUCGCUCAAAUUGUCGCGGAUAACUUCUUCUUCCCUCUUACCGGACGCUGGUGGCUGCAAGUUCGCGCUAACAAUGACUCCAUCUACACUUCCACCCACCUCUUACCACCAUUCCUCCAAACCCUUUCUAUACUCCUCAAUGCAUCAGGCCCGAAUACUCUUGCACUACCUCAGAUGACACGCGAGUACUGGGAUCUCUUACUCUCGGUCCGCGGUUUGGCCAGUAAGGACAAGAACAUACUCAAUGCCGUUUUGUUCGGUUUCCUGAUGUUGUUGGAAACGAACGAGAAUAAAGAGCGACUUGCUACUGAGCAAGGCAAAGAGCUUAUGGAGACGCAGGCUUGGGUCAAGAUGGUUUUCGACGGCUUGGGCGCUGGGAGUGAGGAGGACGAGAAGGUGAGAGUGCUUGCGGCGGGUGUGGUGGUUAGGUGUCAAGAGGUAGUUGAGAAGUAUCAGAGGAGAAUGGCGGGCGUUUUGAUGGAUUACUAG